Molecule: messenger RNA, 1257 nt
Organism: Colletotrichum karsti
Lineage: Eukaryota; Fungi; Ascomycota; Sordariomycetes; Glomerellales; Glomerellaceae
Product: 3-ketoacyl-thiolase
Exons: 1
Coding region: 1-1257 (418 amino acids)
Biological process (GO): fatty acid beta-oxidation; phenylacetate catabolic process
Cellular component (GO): peroxisome
Molecular function (GO): acetyl-CoA C-acyltransferase activity
Source: RefSeq, a predicted model, not a curated record
AUGUCGCUCCCCAAGGGUAUCUCGAAUGUGCUCAAGAAGGCUCCCUCCGAUGUCGUUAUUCUGUCCUCACUACGAACACCUGUCUGCCGAUCGAACCGAGGACAGUUGAAGGAUGCUUACCCCGAAGAGUUGCUCUCGACAGUCCUCAAGGCCACUCUCGAGGCCAACCCGAACCUCGACCCCUCCAAGAUCGAAGAUGUCGCCGUCGGUGUCGUUCUCUCCGAGCUCGGUGGCUCUAAGGCUGCCCGCAUGGCCAUGAACCACGUCGGCUACCCCAACACAACCUCCCUCUACACCGUCAACCGCGCCUGUUCCUCGUCGCUGCAAUCAAUUGCGCUCGUUGCGUCUCAGAUCCGGACCGAGACGAUAUCCGUGGGCAUUGGCGCUGGUAUGGAGAGCAUGACGCGCAACUACGGCAGCCGUGCCAUUCCCGUCGACGUCUGGCCUGCGCUGAAGGAUUCCCCCGUCAAGGACGCGAGAGAUUGCAUCAUGGCCAUGGGAACCACUUCUGAGAACGUUGCUGAGCGUUAUGGCGUUUCCAGGGCUGACCAGGAUGCCUUUGCUGUACGCAGCCACAAGAACGCCGCGCGCGCAAGAGAGGACGGCUCGUUUGCCAAGGAGAUUGUGCCGGUCACCACAAGAUUCCAAGAGACGGACAAGCAGGGCAACAAGGUUGGAGAGGAGAAGACCAUCACCGUCACCCAGGACGACGGCAUUCGCGCGACUGUGAACCUCGAGGCGCUGGCCAAGCUGAAGCCGGCUUUCAAGCCCGACGGUGCUAGCACGGCAGGCAACUCAUCACAAGUCUCCGACGGUGCCGCCGCGACGCUGUUGAUGCGCAGAAGCACUGCUACCGAGCUCGGCCUCACCGAUAGCAUCAUCGGCAAGUUUGUGUCAGCGACCACUGUUGGCUGCAAACCCGAUGAGAUGGGUAUCGGUCCGGCCCUUGCCAUCCCCAAGCUUCUGAACCAACUCGGCUUGGAGAACAAGGACGUCAGCCGCUGGGAGAUCAACGAGGCCUUUGCCAGUCAGGCCAUUUACUGCUUGAGGGAGUUGGGCUUGGAGCAGGCAUACGAGGACGGCAAGGUGAACCCCGAUGGCGGUGCGAUCGCCCUGGGUCACCCUCUUGGUGCCACCGGCGCCCGUAUGACGAGCACCCUGUUGCACGGUCUGGGCAGGUCUGGAGGUGAGGUCGGCGUUGUCAGCAUGUGUGUGGGAACUGGCAUGGGCAUGGCUGGCCUGUUCGUUAGGGAGUAG